Molecule: messenger RNA, 5651 nt
Organism: Haplochromis burtoni (Burton's mouthbrooder)
Lineage: Eukaryota; Metazoa; Chordata; Actinopteri; Cichliformes; Cichlidae
Gene: prr36a
Product: protein piccolo
Exons: 6
Coding region: 494-4951 (1485 amino acids)
Source: RefSeq, a predicted model, not a curated record
GGACACGGUUUGACUACCACGUCACUCCUGCUUUGCAUAACCGCCGGGGCUCGCGCCUUUGAUUGGGCCGGCGGUGGGAUUUAAUCUGCGUUUUCUUUUAUGACCGCCACGCUUCGCCUUCAGUCUGCAGCCGGACUCCUCCGCCACUCCUCCCCUUCGGGUCCGUCCUUCAUUAAGGGGAGCAGCCCGUCGCCUCCUGCCGCUGCUCAAACGUGAAGGGAAGGACACGAGGAGGGACGCCCGCCGCUGAAUGCGCGGCUCUAUUGUUAGUUCAGUAAAAUUUACGGCUUCGCCUGCAUAUUUAGUGCGUUUCGCGUCGUCUUCGGGGCCGAAAGGGGCCGACUGUUUGUUUCCUCGGGAGUCUUAACGACGGCUGAAAGCAGGACGUCCUUGUUAAGGAUAAGAGGAACUGACCAUUCAGGACAGGUGUGAGCCCGUAGACGUAGAUAUCGGCAUCAACUCUAGCAGCAUCCACACGUUUCUGAAGUGGGGUAUGAAACCGGAUGGGGUUAGCAUGGAAACCACAGAGCCCAGUGAAGGUGAAGCUGCUACUGUAACAGAGCCUUCCUCAUUACAAGAAAACAUAACUGAACAAGCCCCAUCACAGGCAGAUGAUGUAGCAAAUGAUACUGCAUUAACAGCUGCUCCAAAGGCCAAUGGCAAACCAGUGCCUGCGCAGGCCAAAGUUAAACCAAAAGCUGGUGGGCCUCAAACGAAGCUUUUGGCCUCUGCUGGGGCUUCCAGCUCACGGCCUGGUACUGCCUCAAAUCGCACUGCGAAUGAUGUCAGAUCUGCCUCCGGUGUUUCUGCUGCUCCAGGCAAGAAGACUGCAGCAACAUCUACGGUAAAAACAUCUUCGUUAGCAGGAGCUGUACCCAAAAGACCACUGGGUACAUCAGCAGUUUCCACAACAGCCAAGAACCAAACUAGAGUGCCUGACAAGAGGUCUGCUGGACUUGCCAGGACUACCUCUGUUGCUGCUGCCACAGUAACAAAUGGUACCAAACCAUCAGUGAAUGGCACACCUAAGAAGAAACUUGCAACGGAGACUGUUAAUGGAGCUAAACCCAAAACUACAGCUGUUGCCAGCAGAGCCCCUUCUACUGCUCCAAAAACCAGUGCUUUGACCACAGCUAAAGCUGCUGGUCCUGCUGCAUCAAAAACCACAAGGCCUUCUCCAGGUCUCUCAACUUCUAGACCUACGUCCGCUACAUCCAGGCCUCCCACAGCUACAACCAAGCUCUCCACCGCUGCAACUGCCAAAACUGUUUCCAGAGUUAAUACAGCACCAUCUACUGGCAGGACCACAUCAGCACAGCCUAAACCACCACCAGCAGCUGCUGCUAAGAAAGAUGUCACUCGACCACCACUUACUACAGCAGUCAAGAAACCCACAACAGCUGCAGCUGCUACUACCAAAAAACCCGAACCCUUUAAACCUGUGGCCACCGUAAAGGUGAGCACUACAUCUAAAUCAUCCACGACGAAGCCAGUGGACUCAAAGGCAUCACAGUUCAAACCAACACAGCCUGCAAAACAUGCCCUCACAAAGAAACCCGUCGCUUCUCAACGAUCACUUGCCACUAGCAGACCACCCUUUGCCCAAACGCCACCUUCCUCUCCAGCCAACAAAGCGGCAAACGGCAUGCCCUCUAAAACAAAACGUGGACCCAAACCCACUCAGACUGUCCCACCAUUCUCUGCCACCAAGAAGAAAGACAUUUCAAACACUACCACAUCUGCUGAAGCGUCAGAGAGUAACGCAGCUGCUGCAGUAGCCGCUACUGCAGCUGCAGUUGCAGCUGGUACUGCAGCAGCAGCUGUGCUAACUGAAACGCAAGCAGAGGCCAAAGCAGCCUUACCACAAGAGUCAUCCUUUGCUGCACCAGAGGAGGUGCCUGCCCCAGCUUUGCCUCAGGAGACCACUGCAGAGAUGGCACCUCAAGAGGCCCCUCAAAGCCAAGAAGUGGCUCACUCUCCUCCACCGUGUUCUGAGACAACCUUACCAGAGAAGUCUCUGCUCAAAAAAGAAGUUGAAGGCAGUGCUCCCUUAACAACAACAGCACAGGAGCCAACCCCUUCGUCAGUCAUGCCUUCAUUAUCACCUGAGGCCUCAACUCCAGAUUUGUCAGAAGCGAAUGUUGACUUGUUAACAGACCAGGCCUCCUCUGCAUCUGCAGUCCUUCCAGCAGCGGCAAAUGCUGUCCCUCAGAUAGUCCCUCCGGCCAAUCUAAAUGAGGAAGAAGAUGAAGAGGAGAGGGAGGGAAGCCAGCUGGUUUCUGUGUCUGAAAUGAGUGGAACCACACAGCCCACAGAGGAGUCCCGUCCUGGGUCAGCUGGACUAGUCGGGGGGUCUGCUUGGAGAGCCGGUGGUGCCUUGCUCUCUGAGCUGGACUCUGAGGAGGUGAGCGGCAGUCAGCAGGGUGCAUCUGAACUGAGCGCCCCUGGUGUCCUGGAGGGCACAGAAAGCACUGAUGAUCUGGGAGAUGGUAGUCUCAAAGGAGCCAUUGACAUGGAAGGAGCCUCAGCAGGUUCUCCUGACUUUGAGAAGGUUCCUGACAUACCAGUUAAUGAUUUUGAUGAAGACGAAGAUGACGAUGAGGACGAGAAUGAUCGGGUGAUUGACAUGGAUGUAGGCUCUGAGCGGGCAGAUGAACCGCCAAGACCCAGGCAUGACAAUGAUGUAGAAGAGGAGGAAGACGAUGAUGUGGAGAUGGCGAGUGAGGGGGUGACUGAAAGUGGGUUAGAAAGCUACGGGAAUGCAGAUGAGGAUGACUUUGCUGAGGAUGAAAGGCUGGACAACUUGAACAGGGUCGCCCAACCACCACCUCCGCCGCCUCUGCUGCCUGCUGCACCAGCUGCUCAGUGGGACCAGCUAAACCCUUUUGCAGAUCCCUGGGCAGAACAUCAACCUCAACAGCAACAGCGGGUUCUUGAGCCUGAGCUGGUGGGAGCAGCUGCAGCAAGCCCUUUAGCAGACCCUUUGCGAGCAGAUUCUGAGACCCCAACUCAGACCUCAGCUCAUGCCUGGCUGGAAAUGGGAUCUGCCCCUUUUGUUCAUGAAAGCUUAGAAGUUCCCCAUCAUUUGUCUAUCAAAGAGGAGCCACAAAAUCUAGAGGGCCAAAUGUACUUUGAUCAGACCAAUACAGCUCCAAUGCAGACUGCGCACCCACCCCCCCUCUCUGCACCUGGAAUGUCUCUGUCAAGCACCGUUAGCAGUGAGACCAGCACACCUGAGGAACUGGGGGACUAUAACCGAGACGUAAAGCUCCAGCCACAAAGUUCACAAACCCCAGUGCUUUCUCCACAGCCUGAUCUGGAGGGAGGAGAUGAGGAAGAAACUGAGCCAGAGACCCUCCCUGCUGAUGAAGUUUUGGGAGGCCCUGCAACUGCCCCAACCUCCAACCCGUCCUCAUCCUCAGUAACAGAAGAUGAGGCCAGUGACACGGAAGGAGAAGCUCAGCUGGAUGAUUCCUUGGAGACGCCACUAGUCUCCAACAUAACCUUUGACAGCCAGCCUUCAGCCCAGCGCUGCCUGUCCACUGUGGAAGAGGGAGAGGAGGCUGAGACGGAGACAGAGGGCCGUGCAGGGGAAGACACCACUCCACCCUCGGCUACUUCACUGGCAUCCUAUGGCUUUGACACAAUCACCACAACUUCAAACUCCAACGCUCAGUCCACAGGGGAGAACUGUAUCAAAAGCCCUGGUAUUUUCUCCUUGGAGGAGCUGCCCGAGGAAGCCAAGGAGUCCUGUUUGAUCCCACAGCCGUGUCUCGCAGAGCAGCAGUACAUAGAGUGUGGGAAGCAGGAAGGAGAGUCGGCUCAACAUGUCAGAGAGGAAGCGCCGGGGUCAGAUGAAGCGCCAGAUCGUUCAUCCACUCACCGUUUACAGCAACCAGAGGAAAACCUGGAUGAUGCCCAGCCUCCAUACUAUUCUGCUGUGUGUGAUAAAACUGAGGACUCUUUUGCAGGCUUCACUGCACUACCGCACCCUCACCGCCGCGAUCACGCAGCAUACACCAGAGCCUACUAUGACAUUAUCAAACCUCACAGCGUCGGCGUUACCCCACCGAGGUUGACCUGUGCCGACCUCCCUCCCAGGAGCCUCGAGCAGCAGGCGCUGAGCCCUCAGCUCCGCAGGCUGGAGCAACAUCAGAGACAGCUGCAGGAGCUGGAACAACGUAGGGAACAACAGAGCAAACCACUUGAGGAGGCGGAGCAGGAGAGGAAGAGGAGGCAGGAAGAGGAGCAGAGAAGGAAGAAAGAGGAAGCUGAAGAAGAAAUAAAGCGCAAUAAAGAGGAGGCAAGGCGGAUAAAGGAGCAAGCAGAGGCAGCCAAGAAAGAGGAGGAGGAGGAGCUCAGACAGAGGAGAGACCUGGAGCUGCAGCUGCAGCAGCAACAAGAGGAGCUGAAGCAAAGGCAGCAAAUCAUGCAAUGGCAGCAGGAGCUACAGCAGUCUAACAAAGGUCAGACGGUGUUGCUGUCCCCCUCCUCUGCCCUCUGCACCAUCUACGAAGCCCUGGAGAACAGUGAAGAGGAGGAAGUGGAUGGUGAGGAAGAAAUAAACGAGCUAAAACCUACUAAACACAAGGAACCUAAGCAAAAGGACGUUCACCAUCCUUCCCAGGAUGGAGAAAGUUCCUCCCCUUCCCAGUCUCCAGAGCGGCCUCCACCCUUGGAUCUGGACUGGGGGAAGAAAGUGGACAUAGUCCAACAGCUGAUUAAUCAGACCCUGCUACUGAAUGGAGAUAGUUGCUCCUCGCUGCUGUUGUUGCCAGGAGGUGCAGGAGGCACACUAAGCCCCCUGGAGAGCAGCAUGUGGCCCAGUCUGCUGCCUUCACUCGCUCCUCCCUCUGCCACGGUCACCUCCGUGAGUAGUUUCUCCCCCGAGGCCACGGGCAGUUCGCCACAGGGGGAGUGGACGGUGGUAGAGCUGGAGACUCACCACUGAAGGACCAGUCACACAUUCAUACAGGGAACGUGACACAAGUCCUGCCAGUUUAUGCACACACCACAGGGUGACGAACAGUCUACUGUAUAAACUCCCGAUAUUCACUCCUGGAGAAGAGCCGUAUGGAUUGAGGUAAACAUUUUGGGCUGGGCAUCAUCAAUAUUACAUAAUCUGAUAAGGAACAUAAAUGAGAUCACACUUAAGUCACUUGCAAUUUUCAGAGUACACGAAGGGAUCACAAAGGCAAAUUGUAUUACUCUGCCCAGACCCAUGAUCAUGUGGUGCUGUAGAUCAGUGGUUCCUAACCAGGGUGGCGAAUGACUUUGUUCCACGCACUCCUUAUUUUUUUAGACUUUCUUUGAAUCUUGUUUUUCUUCCAAACUACUGAGUAUGUCUACUUACUGGGGGCUUUGAAAGCAGCUAAAAUUCAGAGCUGUGGCAAAAAGUGACCAAUGUUAUUUUUAAGAGAGUGUAAGUCCAAAAAAGUUUGGAACCACUGCCCCGAGUUAAUUUCAGAGAUGAUGGUUUUUCUUCCUGUACUGUGAAAACGAGCACAAACAAAACUGUUACCAAUGUUUGGUGGUGCUACAGUUGAAUUAUUGGCUGGUUCUCCAAACACGUUGCUGUUAAUUAAUGCAAAAAAGUUAAUGAGUAAGACUCUCAGGCAGUAUUUAAGAUGGUAAAUUAAACUAAAUGGACU